This is a messenger RNA of Branchiostoma floridae (Florida lancelet), 1582 nucleotides long. RefSeq names its product late histone H1-like. The transcript has a single exon. Gene Ontology annotation, cellular component: nucleosome; nucleus. Lineage: Eukaryota; Metazoa; Chordata; Leptocardii; Amphioxiformes; Branchiostomatidae. Bases 69 to 608 code for a protein of 179 amino acids. Gene Ontology annotation, biological process: nucleosome assembly; chromosome condensation; negative regulation of DNA recombination. The record is from RefSeq and is a predicted model, not a curated record. Gene Ontology annotation, molecular function: nucleosomal DNA binding; double-stranded DNA binding; structural constituent of chromatin.
ACAGCUGAUCGCGUCACACAGCAAUACUCUGCUAGACUAUCAGAGCAUUACCUAUCACCUCCGUGAAAAUGUCUGACGCUCCGAAGAAGGCCGCUAAGCCCAGGAAGCCUAAGGCUCCUGCGGCUCAUCCACCAAGCCGAACCAUGAUCACCGCUGCGAUCGAAUCCUUGAAGGAACGCAAUGGUUCUUCCUUCGCAGCCAUCAAGAAGUACGUGGCGGCCAACUACAAGUUUGACGUGGAGAAGCAGGGCCAUGUCCUGAAACGGUCGCUGAAGAGCAUGGUCGUCGGCGGGACCCUCAUCCAAACCAAGGGUACUGGUGCCUCCGGCUCCUUCAAAAUCAGCGUGGCAGCGAAGAAGGCAGCUAAGCCCAAGAAGCCAAAGGUGAAGAAGGCAGCUAAGCCCAAGAAGCCAAAGGUGAAGAAGGCUGCCAAGCCCAAGAAGCCAAAGGCAAAGAAGUCCCCGAAGAAGGCAAAGAAACCUGCAGCGAAGAAAGCCAAGCCAGCCAAGAAACCAGCUGCAAAGAAGGCCAAACCUGCAAAGAAGGCAGCGAAGAAGCCAGCCAAAAAGGCAGCAAAGAAGCCCGCCAAGAAGGCUGCCAAGAAGUGAGCGGUGAACGACCAAAACAUACCGGCCCUUUUCAGGGCCACCCACUUCAUCCAGAAAGUGCUGUAUCAUUCAUGUACUGUACUGUAGUUCUUCACCGUCUUCAUGUUAUAUUACAUUCGAUUCUCAAUAGUCUCUGUAUGAUGUCUCUAGUUUCUGUACAGAUCUGAACAGCUUCAUCUUGACGUCCUGACCAUGUUGUGUGUACAUUUAUUUUGGGGGCGUGUCCCCUGUGCUGAAAGAGUGGAGUAGAGUAGAGUUAUUAUAUAACGUCCUUGAUGCAAGGAGGUUUUUUCAACCUCCUUGGUACAAGUCCAGUUACCAUCAGAUUACUAAAAAAAGUCUUUUCGUAGCAGAAAAAAUCGACGAAAAAACUUGGCCCUCCUUUGGAAUUAUCGAAAACAAGGCCCCUUGCAUGGACAGUAAUAAUUAGCCUGGUAUCCAGCCGUAUUAUGGCUAUAAUACGGCUGGAUAAAUAAUAAUUGUAAUUUGUCAAAUAGGCUGAAAAUUUUCCAGGGAGAGUUCAAUUACUAGCCUGGAUACCAUACACCAACCUCAAAAAUACCUUUCCUGCACGAUAUAUACUUUGAGAUCGGGCUGGGGUUUGGUAACCAGGGUAUUCAUUUACAUACCUAUUCAGCCUUUUUCUCUUUUGAUUCUUAUUAUUACUCCUUUGACAUUUUUGCACUGUUGCUUUCAGUAUAUACUUGUUCCAUGAGUUUAUGCCACAACAAAAAAGGGCUCAUAUCUAUCUUCAUACAAUGCUUAGAUCAAAUUGGCCGACCACUUCUGGUUCAUCCCAAAAACAUUUCUCUAUUUCUUGUUCCAUUUGACAGGUUUUUUCACGUUUUAUCAUUUUUUGUGGAAUUCAUAUUUUUGGUCUCCUAAUACAGGGAGAUAAAUCAAACUAAGAAAUACUACAAGGGGACAUGACACUGGGUAAGAUAAAUAAAACCCAAGAUUUUUUAUUAUUUCUA